Arctia plantaginis is the source of this 240-nucleotide messenger RNA. The record is from the annotation of a GenBank genome assembly. NCBI's taxonomy places the organism in Eukaryota, Metazoa, Arthropoda, Insecta, Lepidoptera, Erebidae.
AUGGAGAAUAAAAGUUAUAAAAAGUGCAGUAAAAAGUUAAAAUACCCUUUGAGUAACUCAAAAUCAGAAAUUGAGAGUGGGGUGAAAAUUCUCAGUAAUGUAAAACUAUGUCCACCGAUUGCUCUGCCUGUUUUGGAAAAUGAAGCCAAAGAUGAUUCUAAUGAUUCUGAUUAUGAAAUUUUUCCUAAUCCAAAAAGAAAACGAAUACAAAGAGAACCCAGUGCCGGAUUAGCCACGUAG